GUACCAUCAUCGAUCAAUCAAAAUCAAAUGUAGCUGAAAAUAAAAUAUAUUUCAAUUUUAUAACCGAGAAAAAAACUAGCCAUAGUUGGCCGUGUCCAUGUCAUCAUCAUCAUCAUCAUCAUCCACACAAUUCUCAGUGUGCUAGGUAGACGAACCAAAAAAAAAAAAAAAAAUUUCUUUUGCCCAGGAUCAAAUUUGAAACCAGAAAACAAAACAAAACAAAAUGGUUCUAUCGGCCAAUAAUAAAGUGGAUGUUUUGGGACGUUCAAUACGUAAUAGUACAUUGAAUCGUAUCGAAUCACCAACAUCAUCAAUUAAAUCCAAUUCAAGUGAUGAAACAUCAUCGGAUAAAGUAAGAUUGAAUGAUGAAUUAUUACAUAUGAUCAUUACAAAUAAUAUGAACAAUAUCAUCACUAAAACAACAACAUCGUCAAUUUUAAAUAAUAAUAAUAAUAAUAAUGCACAAAAAUCAAUGAUAACAACGAAAAUUAAUCCAAUCAUUGAUGAUCAUCAUAUGAAAACGAAACAAUUUAAUGAUGAUGAUGAUGAUUUGAAAAAUUACAAUACAACGUAUCAUAAAAUAAAACAAACAAAAAAGACACCGACCGGAUUCAAUACUGAUUCUAUGAUGAUUAAUUCUGAUGUUUCAAACUAUAUGAUGAAAAAAAAUUCACAACGAAUGAAUACAAAUGCCGGUGUUAAUGAUUUGAUGGCCGAUAGUGAUCCGAAAAAAGCGAUGGCCGCAUCAGGAAAUUUUAAUAUAAAUAAAGAAAUGUCCACAAUGUUGGAUUCAAAUCGUGUACGGAUGAUGUCAAUAUAUUUCAAUUAUUCAUCCGUUGUUUCACAUGCCAUUAAAGAUUGGUUCGAUGGUACUGUACGUGGCAAAAUUGGAUCCGAACAAAUUCUUUAUGACAAUGUUUUACUAUUCUUUGCCUAUCUAUAUUGUGCUCGAAAUAUUAUGUUGGCAUUUAUUGAAGAUAUUGAACUUCGUGGCUGGCUUGGUGAAGGUGAACGUAUACGGCCAUAUCGUCAAUUGGUUAUGGUAUUGACCAUAUGGUCAGUUUAUAUGGUGGCCAUAUUACGAAACUUUCGUCCGAAUCCAUUACGUAAACAACCAUUAUCAUGGCUAGAACCUUUCCGUGUUCUACGUGGUGAAUCGACACCAAAAUCAUUUGGUCUAAGUGAACCAAUGCUACAUUCCUGGUUUGAAUAUUCAAUAUCAAUGUGGCGUUUCUAUUUCGGUUUUGCUUUGGUAAUAUUCAUGGUAAUUUCAUUGCAAACAUUGGGCAUGCUACGACAUCGUUGGAAUAAUUAUCAUGAUCCACAAUCGAAUAAUUGGUAUAAUAUAAUGUUACUAUUCUGGACAAUGGUACAGAUUGGUUGGGCAAUUUUGAUCUGUACCCAUACAUAUAUUUGUGUUGUUUUUUUCAAUUCUUUAUGUUAUUAUUUCCGUAUACGUUAUGAAAAGGUGAAUGAAGAUAUCGAGAUUAUCAUUAAUAAACGUUUGAAAGCCAAUGAACGUGUUGCAUUAUUACAUCAUAUUCUGGUUGAACAUAAUUCAUUAUGUUUGAAAGUUUCUGAAUAUAAUAAAUUCUGGUCAUCACAUUUGAUGUCUACAUAUUUCUUCUUGGUGGCUGUUAUUUGUUUCAGUUCAUUUCAGGCAUUUUUCACAGCCAAUCUUGUCAUUGUACGGCUUUAUAUGUUUGGCGUUGCAUUAUUGGCCGGUUAUAUUAUUACACGAAUAUCUGUAUCGGCUGCAAUCAUGUCCAAUCGGGCACAUGAACCAUAUGGCCGAUUAAUUCGUGUAACAUUUGAAAAAUAUCCCGUAGAAUUACAGAUUCAACUUCGAAUGUUUAUUCAACGAACAUCUGGUCCGACUAUUGGAUUCUAUUGUUUGGAUGUAUUCGAAAUUACUUAUACAACAUAUGCUAGCAUAUUGGCAGCAUUGGGACAGAAUUUCUUGCUUAUCGUCGAUUUUGUACGAUCAUAUGCUGAAGUUGGUAAAGAAUUUGAAGAGAUAUCAUUCUCUGAUCUUAAUAUGCUAACCGGUAGCGUAUUUAAUUCAACACUCGAUGUAUUGGAUGAAAUGACCGGUACACAUAUUUCGGAAGCAUUACAUUCGAAUGGUUCAUUUGUACCAUUCUAAAAAUCACCAUCACCACGGUUUAUUAUAAAACAAAAACAAACACUAAAUAUUUAUCACUAAUCGAUUAUUUAGAUUAUAAAAUUAGGUUUAUUUAUUACUUCACCAUUCAUAUAGAGAAGA
This is a messenger RNA of Dermatophagoides farinae (American house dust mite), 2266 nucleotides long. Lineage: Eukaryota; Metazoa; Arthropoda; Arachnida; Sarcoptiformes; Pyroglyphidae. The record is from RefSeq and is a predicted model, not a curated record.